AUGAUCAAACAUCGAGACGUGAAGCGGCUGCUUCUACAUGUGGGCCUAGAAUCUUCUGUCUUGAACGUCCACUUACAUUAUUUUCGACAGGGUGAAGUCAGACAAUAUACAAUGGAUUUGAUGUCCCGAGAGUCGACCACGGAUGCUAUACCGUUGGUGUCAACCGAUGAUGCAGCAAAGUUUGCACGCACGAAGCGUGGCGGUCCCACCAUUGACAAUUUCAGACUAGAAUUGACUGGAAGACCUCGCUCUCCGUGGAACAAGAAGGCUGGCGAAGUCUUCGCUCGAAAUUUUGCGCAGAACGAUGUCAGCUGCAAAGACAUGCGAACCAUUCGCGAUGUUUUCGCUACUCAUUUAUUGACGCUUCGCAAACAGCACAUGAAGCUGUCGCGCGACCCCGACGAAGAGCCGAGUCAACGAGAACUUGACAUUGCUUCUGCAAACAGCAGCGAACAGCGCCGACGUCGAGUAAAGCGGCGCUACGAGGCAAGCGAGAGUCGCACUAGUCUCCGUCAUCUCGCGAUGCUAUGGAACAGAAUACCUUUUACCGCCUGCAGUGGCGAUGAGUCAGAGCACUCUGAGUCAGGUCCAACUCGAUAUGUGGUUACAAGAUUGCCAUGGCGGUCAGAAGAGUUGGAGGAGCUCUUCAAACAUCUUGAUUCCGUACAUAUGUCGACCAGGUGGAUGACGCAGGGUAAGUGGGACCAUGGCAAAUUACCUGGUCCCCGCGAACGAGGAUCAGACCGUGUGGACAGGGCAAGUGCGCCUCCUCCUGGUCUCCCGGUCAACUGUUAUGAUGCGGAAUGGCUGGAAGAUUUGCAGGAGAUGGACACCGACGCUUAUCAAGAUCUCGACGUACAACCAGCAGUCGAUUUAACGCUCCCGAGAGAUGUUGUAAGGUACGUCUCCGUGUCGUUCAAGGCUAGCAAUCGGUACUGA
Fomitopsis serialis is the source of this 939-nucleotide messenger RNA. RefSeq lists its product as uncharacterized. Lineage: Eukaryota; Fungi; Basidiomycota; Agaricomycetes; Polyporales; Fomitopsidaceae. The transcript is spliced from 2 exons. The coding region runs from base 1 to 939 and encodes 312 amino acids. The record is from RefSeq and is a predicted model, not a curated record.